Caenorhabditis angaria is the source of this 676-nucleotide messenger RNA. Lineage: Eukaryota; Metazoa; Nematoda; Chromadorea; Rhabditida; Rhabditidae. The record is from the annotation of a GenBank genome assembly.
AUGGAUGCGAAAUGUUUGGAAUUGAGAAAAAUUGGUGGCGAAGAAUCGGGAAAAUUGGUUUGUAAUCCGGAAUUGGUGCGGAAGAAUUGUUUGUGAGUUUUUUUCUGGGUUUUUUUGAGCACCGAAAAUUGAACCCUUGCCACGUGGAUUUUAAUUUUUUUUUAAUGAAUUAAAAAAAAAUUUCAGAAUGAUCUCUCUGGGCGUCAACAAUCAAAUCAACUUCGAAAAACACAUCCAAUCUCUAACCAACUUCAAAUGUCAAAUAAUCGGAGUCGACUCAAAACUCCAAGAUUUCACAACAUCUCAAGAAUACGCGAAAAUCGGUGGCAAACUACUAUUCAAAAAAAUCGCCGUCAAUUUUCCAAUCGUCGAAAUCUUCUCGUCGAAAAAAAAUCUGAUCGGAAGAAAAAUGAAAAUCGUCGAAUUCCUAAAAAUCGAUAUUGGUGGCCAUGAGCAUUUUUUGCUUGCACCGUUUUUAAAACAAUUUCAAGUUUGUCAAAUAUUUCUUCAAAUUCAUGGAAAACCUUUGGAGCAUUUCGAGUUAAUCGAGACGAUUCGAAAACUUGGUUUCAAAUUAUUUUCAUUCGAGCGAAGUUCAAAAUGUGUAACUUGCUGUGAUUAUAGCUUUGUCAAUGAGAAAUGUAUGUUUCGGUAUGAAGUUGGAAAUUUGGAAUAA